This is a messenger RNA of Staurois parvus, 284 nucleotides long. The record is from the annotation of a GenBank genome assembly. NCBI's taxonomy places the organism in Eukaryota, Metazoa, Chordata, Amphibia, Anura, Ranidae.
GUCAGAGACUGCAGACACACUACAGGAGAUGGUCAGAGACUGCAGACAAACUACGGGAGAUGGACAGAGACUGCAGACAUAGUACAGAAGAUGUUCAGAGACUGCAGACAUACUACAGGAGAUGUUCAGAGACUGCAGACAUAGUACAGGAGAUGUUCAGAGACUGCAGACAUAGUACAGGAGACAGUCAGAGACUGCAGACAUAUAACAGGAGACAGUCAGAGACUGCAGACACACUACAGGAGACAGACAGAGACUGCAGACAUACUACAGGAGAUAAUCAG